AGUAAUUUAACUUUGAAAUAUUUGUAAAAAAUUUUGUUUAAAAAGAAAUAAAAUAUUAAAAUAAAUUAUUUAUUAUAAAAAAUUUCAAGUAAGAGAAAUAACAUGAAUAACAUUUUUCCAUUAAUAUAUUCAAUUUUCGUUACGACGCGUGCAUUAGCAGGUACGCAACACAGCAUACAAAACAACCCAAUCAAAACCGCGUUGGAUUUAGUGUCAGCGAAUAAAAUAAAUGCAAUAGUAGAAACAAUAUCAUGUUAUUCCAAACAGUAUUUUAUUACUACUGAUAUUAAAAAUGGAAGCCAUGAAUUGUGGGAUGAUUUAGUCGCUAAUGUAGAAAUAAUCAUUGACAAUAUUUUCACAAAAGAAUACAAUAUGUCAGAAGAAUGUGAAAAAUUGGGUACGAUUUUAUGCGAUAACGCAGAAAAAAAGGAUUCCUGUUUCAAAGAUAUUAAGUUAUGUACAGCGGAUGUUUACAAAAGAUUGUUUAACAUCAGUGAAACAAAUACAAGAAAUAUUUGGAAAUCAAUGAUAGAAUCAGAGAAGAAAUUGAUAAGAAAUGCUGUGGAGUAUUUUAAAAAUACUUGGUCUUUAGAAGGAUUAAUUAAGAAUGAUUUAUUUGAAGAACGAAAAGAUUACAUAAUUAAAAAUUUUAAACAUAUUGCACUAAAAUAUUUUAAACAGGCAACUGUAAAUGAAUCUAUUGAUAUGGAGGACAUUAGAAAAUCUUUACGCCUUACGUUAAAUUCAAAAUAAAAACUAAAACCAUUAAAAACCAUUGUUUUUUCUUUUUACUAAGCUUAAAAGAGUUAUUACUAUAAUUAGUUGUAAUAAUAUACAAAUUAUAAAAUAAAUAUCUCUAUUGUUUUAUUAACC
Molecule: messenger RNA, 873 nt
Organism: Daktulosphaira vitifoliae (grape phylloxera)
Lineage: Eukaryota; Metazoa; Arthropoda; Insecta; Hemiptera; Phylloxeridae
Exons: 5
Coding region: 103-753 (216 amino acids)
Source: RefSeq, a predicted model, not a curated record